Messenger RNA from Penicillium cataractarum, 2943 nucleotides. Its product is annotated as leucine--tRNA ligase NAM2. The record is from RefSeq and is a predicted model, not a curated record. NCBI's taxonomy places the organism in Eukaryota, Fungi, Ascomycota, Eurotiomycetes, Eurotiales, Aspergillaceae. Gene Ontology annotation, cellular component: mitochondrion. The transcript is spliced from 2 exons. Gene Ontology annotation, biological process: leucyl-tRNA aminoacylation; mitochondrial translation. The coding region runs from base 1 to 2943 and encodes 980 amino acids. Gene Ontology annotation, molecular function: ATP binding; aminoacyl-tRNA deacylase activity; leucine-tRNA ligase activity.
AUGCCGGCACUCCUCCGACUCCGAUUGAAGCCUUCGUUCGCGCAAGCUCGGCCAUGCGCGCUCACGUUUCCAAGCCUCCGAGCAUCCAAUCCCUACUCUACCUCCCUCCGUCGAGCAGCGACCGCAUCUCUUUCCCAAAAUCUCGACCUUCCAGCCUUAGACAAGAAAUGGCAAGCGAAAUGGCAGUCCGCGGGCGCGUCAUCGCGACCGGCCGCGGAAACGAGCUCGCAACCCAAGCCCAAAUCCUACGUCCUGUCCAUGUUCCCAUACCCGUCUGGCACACUGCAUAUGGGCCAUCUUCGAGUAUACACGAUCUCCGAUGUGAUUUCACGCUACUACAAGAUGUGCGGACAUGAUGUCUUGCAUCCCAUGGGCUGGGAUGCGUUCGGGCUGCCAGCGGAGAAUGCGGCGAUCGAGCGAGGCGUCGACCCGGCGGUUUGGACGGAGCAGAAUAUCGCGAAGAUGAAGGAGCAGUUGCAGUGUAUCUCUGCUUCGUUUGACUGGGAUAGAGAGUUGGCGACUUGCGCACCUGAAUUCUACGAGCAAACGCAGCGCAUCUUCUUGAUGCUAUACGAAAAGGGAUUGGCAUACCAGGCCGAAGCAUUGGUCAACUACGACCCCGUUGACAAGACUGUGCUGGCAAACGAACAAGUGGACGCGAAUGGCUUCUCAUGGCGAUCAGGCGCGAAAGUUGAAAAGUUGAAUCUGAAGCAGUGGUUCUUCCGUAUCACCCAGUUCAAAGAAGCUCUAUUGAAAGAUCUCGACUCGCUGUCUGGAGGCUGGCCCGAACGCGUUCUGUCUAUGCAGCGGAAUUGGCUUGGGAAAUCACAUGGAGCAAACGUCACGUUCCCCGUCACGACUGGCGGAGAUGGUCAGGAAGUCAAGGUGGACGUGUUUACGACGCGCCCGGAUACUCUGUAUGGCGUUGAAUACCUCGCCCUGUCGUUGGACCAUCCAAUCGUCGCAAAGGCUGGCGAGAAGGACGCAGCGCUUCGAAAAUUCUUGGACGAAGCUUCCUCGCUGCCGGCGGAUUCAAAGGCUGGUUAUCGCUUGAACGAUGUGUUUGCGUCCCAUCCUUUGCGCAUGAUCGACACAGAAAGUCCCCACGUCCAGAGGAAGCUUCCAAUUUUCGUGGCGCCGUAUGUCUUGAGUGACUACGGAGAGGGGGCUGUGAUGGCCGUUCCUGGCCACGACAACAGAGAUAUGGCCUUUUUCAAAGAAAAUGUCAACCCCGAGUACAUUCCCAUCGUCAUCGAACCAGAGUCUUCCGAAAACGCAACGAGCGACAGCAUCGUACUAGCCAAAGGGGCCAAAGCCUUCACUCAGGAUGGGCUUUUAACCUCGCGAUGCGGAAAGUACCAAGGUCUUCACUCCAAGGAGGCCGCAAAGCAAAUUGUGGCAGACCUGGAAAAGGUCGGGCAGGCCAAGUUUGUCGAGACCUGGCGCCUUCGCGACUGGUUGAUCAGCCGGCAGAGAUACUGGGGAGCUCCUAUUCCGAUCAUCCACUGUGGUGAUUGUGGCCCUGUUCCAGUACCGGCGAAAGACCUGCCCGUUAAACUGCCCAAGAUUGAAGGAGAUUGGCUGAAGGGGAAGAAGGGUAACCCACUUGAAUCGUCGAAGGAAUGGCUUCACACGAGUUGCCCUAGCUGUGGCGGUGCUGCAAAGCGUGACACCGAUACUAUGGAUACCUUUGUGGAUUCGUCUUGGUACUAUCUGCGAUUCUUGGAUCCUGCAAACAAAGACGCUCCAUUCUCCUCUUCCGUCGUCCGGCCUGUGGAUGUGUACAUCGGUGGCGUGGAGCAUGCUAUCUUGCAUCUGCUUUAUGCUCGAUUUAUCUACAAGUUCCUUGCCCAGUCAGACCUGUUCCCAGCCAUUUCCCACUCCGAUGAUGCCCCAGCCGAGCCCUUCAAGACUCUUCUUUCACAGGGCAUGGUCCACGGCAAAACAUUCACGGAGCCUUCAACUGGUCGAUUCUUGCUCCCAUCCGAAGUCGACUUGUCUAGCCCUGACAAGCCCCUGAUCAAGGGCACCACGAUCACGCCCAAUGUAUCCUUCGAGAAAAUGUCCAAGAGCAAAUACAAUGGCGUUGAUCCCACCGUUUGCGCAACCAAGUAUGGCGCCGACGCCACUCGCGCCCAUAUUCUUUUCUCCGCGCCCGUCAGCGAAGUACUAGAAUGGGAUGAGACCAAGAUUGUCGGUGUGGAGCGCUGGUUCGGUCGACUAUGGAAGCUCGUCCACGACGCGCAACAGACUCUAGCUAGCGCAUCCUUUACUAUCAACGCGGCUGAUCUGGAAACCUCUACCGGCCAUAUCGUCUCCCUCCCACCCUCACUCCAAGACCUGAGCGACUCCGAUGCCGAUGCUGUUCUAGCAACACACAACAUCAUCUCAUCCGUGACAUCAUGCAUCGAGUCAAACCCCUACGGUCUAAACACCGUCAUCUCAGACCUAAUCAAACUAACCAACGCCCUAUCAUCGGCUCCCCCCUCCUCCCCUCUAGCCCUCUACCUAUCUAUCUCCUCACUCCUCCGUCUCCUCUCCCCAAUCGCCCCAGCCCUUUCAUCCGAAUCCUGGGAAAUUCUCCACGAACCCCUCCUAAAGAACACCAACCCCCAAACCCCUGUUCCUUCAAUCCUCUCCGCCCCAUGGCCUACACCCCUCCUCACCCCAGACCAAGCAGAAGCCCUCUCAGCGCGCGGCGGCCAAACCGUCGCAGUCCAGAUUAAUGGAAAACUGCGCUGCGCCGUGACUAUCCCGCGCAUGGACUCGUCGGCUACUUCUUCCAAGGGUAAAGGUCCGUCGCAGGAAGAGCAGGACUGGAUUAUCAGUCGUGUUUUGGAAACCGCUGAAGGCAAGUUGUGGCUUCGGGAGAAGAAUGAUUGGGAGAAGAGGAGGAGGGUUAUUGUUGUUAAGGGUGGGAAAUUGGUGAAUGUUGUGUUUUAG